Aphanomyces invadans is the source of this 1250-nucleotide messenger RNA. RefSeq names its product glyceraldehyde-3-phosphate dehydrogenase. The transcript has a single exon. Gene Ontology annotation, biological process: glucose metabolic process. The record is from RefSeq and is a predicted model, not a curated record. NCBI's taxonomy places the organism in Eukaryota, Oomycota, Saprolegniomycetes, Saprolegniales, Verrucalvaceae. Bases 61 to 1083 code for a protein of 340 amino acids. Gene Ontology annotation, molecular function: NADP binding; oxidoreductase activity, acting on the aldehyde or oxo group of donors, NAD or NADP as acceptor; NAD binding.
GCCUGCCGCUCAUUCUUCCUUUUGCGCCGUCGAACUCGAACUGCCAGUCCUCCAAGCGCCAUGACCAAGCAAGUCAACAUCGGUAUCAACGGAUUCGGCCGCAUCGGGCGCCUUGUCGCCCGCGCCGCGUUCGCCAACCCCAACACGACCGUUGUCGCCAUCAACGACCCCUUCAUGAGCUUGGACUACAUGGUGUACUUGUUCAAGUACGACUCGACCCACGGUCGCUACCCUGGUACCGUGGUCGCGGAAAACGGCAACUUGGUCAUUGAUGGCCACGUCGUUCGCAUCUUCACCGCCAAGAACCCUGCUGAAAUUGGCUGGGCUUCUGUCGGCGCUGAUUACGUUUGCGAAUCUACGGGUGUCUUCACCAGCACGGAAGCGUGCUUGUCCCACAUCCAAGGUGGCGCCAAGAAGGUCGUGAUCUCGGCUCCCCCCAAGGACAACACCCCUAUGUACGUCGUCGGCGUCAACCACCUCAAGUACGAUGGUUCGGCCAACGUUGUCUCGAACGCGUCGUGCACCACCAACUGCUUGGCCCCUCUUGCCAAGGUCAUCAACGACAAGUUCGGCAUUGUGGAAGGCCUCAUGACCACCGUGCACGCCACCACCGCGAACCAGUUGACCGUCGAUGGUCCUUCCCGUGGCGGCAAGGACUGGCGCGCUGGUCGUGGCGCUGGCCAAAACAUUAUCCCUGCCUCGACAGGUGCUGCCAAGGCCGUCGGCAAGGUUUUGCCUGAAUUGAACGGCAAGUUGACCGGCAUGGCUUUCCGCGUGCCCGUCGCCGAUGUGUCGGUUGUGGACUUGACUGUCCGCCUUCAAAACGGCGCUUCGUUGGUCGACAUCAAGGCUGCUUUGAAGCACGCCUCUGAAAACGAGUUGAAUGGCAUCCUCGGUUACACCGAAGACGACGUGGUGUCCCAAGACUUCAUCACGGACAAGCGCUCGAGCAUCUUCGACGCCAACGCCUCCAUCUCGUUGAACGACAAUUUCGUCAAGCUUGUGUCGUGGUACGACAACGAAUGGGGUUACUCCAACCGCUUGGUCGACUUGAUCUUGCACAUGGCCUCCGUCGACAACUAAAUUUUUAUCGAAGCAACUUUGCUUGUUUAAUUUCCGAGUCGUCGACAUGUCUGCAACUGUCUCUGGUGGUAGAUGCAUCGGGUGCAUUUCACCUGCGUUUGGCCCUGUGGUGGUAGCCAAACCUCCGUACAGCGAACUGAAAUCAAUUCAUAGCGCAUGCAAAAGGA